Molecule: messenger RNA, 7471 nt
Organism: Mytilus californianus (California mussel)
Lineage: Eukaryota; Metazoa; Mollusca; Bivalvia; Mytilida; Mytilidae
Product: leucine-rich repeat and IQ domain-containing protein 1-like
Exons: 32
Coding region: 91-4641 (1516 amino acids)
Cellular component (GO): cytoplasm
Molecular function (GO): protein binding
Source: RefSeq, a predicted model, not a curated record
CUGAAGAAGAACAUGCCAACGCUAUGGCGGAUAUAAACAAAUUUUCAACAGUCGUUAGAAUGAAAAUUUGAUAUCCAAUACAACGUUGACAUGAUGGAGUCUGGUGAAGAGGUAUUAAUUGAGGCUGAAAUACAGAGAGGACUUGACACAUUAACAGAAGCAGACUUAGAGUCUUCAGAUAACAGUGCCUUAGAUGUGUUGAACAGUGAUGAUAGUUUGUCAGAAGAUAUAACUGAGGUACUUCCUGGAGAAUUUGAUAAUUAUGUUAAAUCUCUGCAGCAACAAACGGCAGCCUUUGAACUUGACCUUGCAGAAUGUGACGACCUUCUCAGACAGUCAGUUGAUAUUACUAGUUCUAGAGAUAUGAUCCCUUUCGAUGAAGAUCUACAACAAGAUAUUACAGAACAAGGUGAAAAUUUAGAGGAGUUAAGAUUAAAGAUUUUAGAAGACCUUGAAAAGGAUGAUAGUGAUGAAGAUGACGAACUGUUAACAGAUUCUGAGGAUGACAGCAAGUUUACAGAAGAAGAAGAAAAAGAUGAAAAUAAAGCUAUGGUACUGGUAACUAAAGAACAGUUAGAGUUUAAGGAAUUAUUGGCAGGACAGAAAGAUAGAAUACAAGAACAGUCUAAAAAACAAGAAGAUCAAUUGAAUCAGUUGAUUGAGAAAGAAAGACAUGAAGAAGAAAUAUCUGAACACAAGAUUGAAACAAAGAGGCAAGAACAAAAACUUCAGUUUGAAAGAGAAGAAUCUAGACUUCUAACUGAAAGAAAGGAGAGACAUGAGCAAGAAGAAAAACAACAAAAAAUAAUAGAACAACAAUUAGAAGUAGAAAUGAAGACACAACAGAAAAAGAUAGAAGAACUUGAAGAAAUAGCCAAGAGAGAGAAAGAGGAAUGGGAAAAAAGAGUAAAAGAAGAACAAAUCAAACAAGAGGAAAAGAAGGAAAUGGCUGCUGUUAAAAUACAAUCAGUUUAUAAAGGAUACUGCACUAGAAAGCAGCAUAAAACUGAAGUUGACAGAAGAUGGAAGGAGGCUCAAGGAAAGAGGAGAGAAGAAAGAAUUAAAGAAAUAGAAGAAGAACACAGAAAAAUAGAGGAAGAUGAAGAGAGACAAAAAAUACAAGAUGAAGAAAAGAGGGUCAAAGAAGAAAAAAGAAAGGAAGAGGAAAGAAAGAAGAAAGAUGAGGAGGAAAAAAGAAAGCAAGAGGAAGCAGAGAGGAAACAAGGAGAGAAAGAAGAAAAAAUUAAAAAGGAAGAGGAAAAACGGAAAAAGGCUGAAGAAGAGAAACUAAGGAAGGAAGAAGAAAAAAGGAAGAAAGAGGAAGAGAAGAAAAGAAAGGAAGAAGAAAAAAGACAAAAGGAAGAAGAAGAGAGACAGCGUAAAGAAGAAGAAAAACAAAAAAAGAAAGAAGAGGAGGAAAGGAAGAAAAGAGAAGAGAUGGAAAGAAAGCAAAAAGAAGAGGAAGAAAAAGUCAGAAAACAAGAGGAGGAGAAACAGAAGAAGUUGGAAAAAGAAAAACAAGAAAAAGAAGAAAAGAAAAAAAUUAAAGAGGACCAACAGAGGGAAGAAAUGGAAAGAAUUAGACAGUUAGAACUUAAGAAACAACAAGAAGUAGAAAGACAAGAAGCUGAAUUAAAAAAGCAAGAAGAAAAAUUAAAAGAAUUCUUGAAUGAGGAGUCACAUGAUACUAGUGACAACAAAGUUAUGAAAAGCACCGAUUUUAAGACAAAUGGCAGUAUUAGUCAUCAUGACAAAAAUUCUCCCAGAAAAUUUGGAAGGAGGGUUAAAGAUGGAUUGGUUAGAGAUUCUACGGCUGCUAGUCUUAAUGGGGAAAAUGAUGAAAGAUUAAAGAAUGGUUUGUCAUCCAUGAUGGAAGGAUUACCAAGUCAUCUAGAAAGUAAAAGACUUGGAUGGAUUAAAUCAUGUACUCCAUGGAGUAAAGUCAGCAAUGAACCUUGGAAGCUGAAAGCCUCUACCAGUAAACGUCCAGCUAGACGGCCAUCUUCUGCUAAGAAGUUACAUAUGUUAGAAGAAAACAUAAUAACAACAGCUGCUAAAGUAGCAUCUCUCAGACAGGUAACAACAGUUGAAUUGAAAGACUUGCCAGGAAGUAAUAUGUCUACUUUAGGUCAGUGUACUGGUCUGCAGUAUCUAAAGAUGGUCAACUGUAACUUAAUUGCAGUAGAAGGACUUCAGAAUUGUAAACAGUUGCAGUACUUAGAUUUAAAGAAUAACAAGAUAGAAUAUAUAGACCUGAAGUCUUUGGGCAGUAUAAAGUUUAUAGACCUGAGUAAUAAUUCAUUAAGUGGAAUACAUGGAAUGGAUGGGUGUACUGAUGUACGAUGGCUGGACUUGUCUGACAAUAAGAUUACCAGACUUGGUGGAUUAAAUGGUUUACGCAGAUUACAUACUUUGAAACUUGCCAAAAACCAGCUGAUCAACACAUCAGGAUUGGGAGACACACCAACAAUACAGUAUCUAGACCUAUCCCAUAAUCAUCUGCAGGAAGUACAAGAUGUAAACAAAUUGUGUCUACUGCGACAUUUAAAUUUAUCAGCAAACAAUCUUCUCCAGAUUCCUGAUUUACAGAACCAUGUUUUAUUACAAGAUUUAAUAUUAGAAGAUAACAGUAUAACUUUACUUGAUGAUUUGAAUCAGUCCUGGUUACCUUUGGUGCAAAAAUUUAAUAUUAGUCAAAAUAGUUUGGAAGAUCUAGUCAGCUUAGAGAACCUGUUAUUGCUGCGAGAGUUAAAUCUAAGUAAUAACCAGGUUUUAGAUAUAGAUGUGUUCCACUCUUCAUUACCAAGCUAUAAAUAUCUAGAAAUGUUACACUUAUGUGGUAAUCCUGCAGUUGAAAGUUUAGAAGAUAAAGAUAGUUUUAGAAAGAAACUGACUAAAGAAUUGACAAGAUUACACCAACUAGAUGAUACCACUCUGGACUCAACACAAUGUGGUAUACCUAUAAAACCAAGGAACGGCUUUGAAGCCAUGUGUUUACAUCAAGUUCAAAUGAUGAAAGAUGUACAUCAUAGAUUCCAACAAGAUUUAAAAUCGCAUUUAGAUUCAUCAAAUUUAUCAGAACUUUGUGAUAUUUAUUUUAAAUUCUGUGAUAAAACUCAUAAGAUGGCAGAAGACAAUCGAUAUGCUCAUGAGUACGGUGAAAUGUCAAUAGCACAACCAACAGCACCGUCCACUCCAAAAUCUGGAAGGCCACGAUCAGCAAGAGCAAAUAAAGUGGUACAAGACUCUUUUAUGAGCCCUAAGGAAAUGUUUGAAAAAGCUCUUCAUGAUGGAGGUAGUAAAAGUAGUGGUUCAAAUGGUCUAGUCAGGGGAGAUAAUGUGGCGGUGGUGAAACCAGUGAUUACUGCCAAAAUUGUUCAGAAUAUUCUUGUGGAUGAUACUACUAGUCAUAAGAAAUUACACAGAAGAAAUGAAGCAGCAGUAAAGAUACAGUCAGCAUGGAGAGGAUAUACAGUAAGGAGAUGGUAUGAACAGCUUGUACAGGAUCAAAGCUUUGAUAUGGCCGUCUUACUGGAACUUCAUAAUGCUGCCAUUAAAAUACAGGCCACAUGGAGAGGUUACAGUGUAAGAUGUAGAUUAGAAAGAGCUUUAGAUUUUGCCAAACUUGAAGAUGACGAUGAGUUUGGUGAGAUUGAUAUGAAUGAUCUUAACUUUAAUGAGGACAUAUUAGAUGACUGGAAACCACCAUCAACACCACAAAUUCCAAACAGGCAUCCAGUGUUGGGAAAACCACCUUCUGGAAAGAAAACCACACCACCAAAAAUUCCAGCCCUACCACUGGGAGACAACCCUCACCCUCCACAGCAACCAAGGAGAGCCUGGAGAGGUAUGGAUUCACCUCUCUCUGAUGUGCAAGUACAGCAAAAUUAUCCAAGGCCUCCUUCAUCCCUCAUUAGUGGGACAGAUACUCACAGAACAGUACAGUCAAGGAAAGAAGAGAAAAUAUCGGAAGAGUGGGGUUUUAAAAACAAUGAAACAGCACAUUUAAUGAUGCAAAGAGCAAAGAAAAUGAAAUACAAUGCAGAAAGGAGAAAAAAACUUAGUAAACUAGAUCCAAAACAACGAUUGGUCUUAUUCAGAAAACUAGAAGAAGUCUCUCAUUACCCUCAUGUUCAGGCACCAAACAGAAAAAUUCUUCCAAGAAAAGAAUAUUUUCAAGAGAGGCAGAAAGAAAUAGAUAAUGCAGAUAGAGAAAAAAGAAUAGAGAAAAGUGAGAAAGUGUCUAGAACAUUUGAAUGGUUACAUACACAGGUGGGAGACUAUGAUGUCAGUGAUUCUUCUAUCAACACAAAUAAUCAAGGGAGUAGGACAAGACAGAGAUAUGGGAGUGAAGGUAACUUACCCAAGCUGGAUUCUGAUUUAAUGUCUGGAAAAGCUGUCAGACUUGUUAGCAGUCCAGUAGACCUAAUGUCAGUUGAUAGUGUUAGUAUACAGGGAGAUUUCAGUAAACCAAGGAGAUUUUCUGCCAGUUCUAGUGAUUCACAUACCAGGUUGCCACCAAUAAAAGGAGGUUCAGCACCAACAGGACAGAAAAGAAAGGAAAAAAUGUCAUGGAGGAAUCCACAGAACAAAAAUAAUGACAUUGGAUGGGGAGGGGGUCAUAAACGAGUGGUGCAUUGAUACAGAUUUAGUCUGACUGAAUUAAGAAGGGUACAAAUUUAGGAUGUAAUAAUACAGCCCUUGACCAAUUGUACUAUGAGAGAAUGAGAUCUGGGUCAAAUUGCAUUUGAAAAAGGAGACCAAAAUAUUCGUGAUAAAAAAAGUGUCAGCCAAUUUGAUUGGUUACUUAAAUAGAGGAUGCACUUUUAAUGCAACAAGAAAAAUAUUAAUUGAUAAAUAAUUAUAAGGAACUGAGAUUCCAAAAUCUGAAUGGCACUAUGAAUUGUCAAUAUCAAUAUAUUUGAAAAAAGAUAAUAUUGUAGUUUUAUCAUUUUUGUAUUAUGCACAGCUUUAUUUUGCUGCUAAAUGAGUGUUACCAAAAACAAUACUGUAUAUGUACUAAUUUUCGCGGUGUAUUUAUUUUCACGAAUUUCGCGGUAGGUAUAUUUUCGCGAAAAUAAAUAUAUGCGAAUUCUAAUGCAGAUUUCAUGCAUAUAAAAACCAUGGAAUAAAUAUCGCUGGAAUUUACAACUGUAUAUGCAUGUUCACCUUACUGGCUUCAGAUAACCUCAAUUGAACCGUGAAACUGUUAAAACAACACCAGUUAUUUUUACAAAAAUUUAAUUAAGAAUAAAAGGACAAAAGGUGAAAAAUAAUAUCCCAAGCUAAAUAUCACAGCUAUAUUAAGUAAUUAACGACUUAAUCAGGUUAUUGAACAUCUAUCAAAACACAGGACUGAUUUUAUGAUUGAAUAAUCUUUGUUUAUUUUGUUUCAUGUUGUUAAAUAAAUGAAGACCUAAUUAAUGAAAAUUUUAUGAAUUUUAAGUCUGUAAUUUAUGUUCUGAUAUUUUUGGAAAUACCGCGAAAUUAAAUACACGCGAAUUCAUCGACAACAACAAAAUCGCGAAAAUAAGUACUCGUGUAAAAAAGUAUAUAUACAGUACUUUUAGAAUUUUUGCCAUUUUCUAUCUAAGGAAAAUAAGUGUUACAAGGAACGUUAGUUAGAACAUUUUUGCCAUUUUCUGUUCAAGGAGUGUUGCUUCUCAUUUAUUAAAGUCUGCCACUGUGAAGAUGAAAUAACAAUUAAAACAAAGAGUACAUGUUUAUGUAACUGUAAUGAAGUAAACAUGGAUAGAGGCACACUACUUUUUUCUUGCAGUCUUUCAGAGAAAUUUGAUUUCAUAUUUGCUUAUAAUUUGGUGCUGUUUUGGAAUGUUCAUGAUUUUUUUUUAUAUUUGAAUUAACGAUUAAAUCUGAGUGAUUGACAGGAGCAAAUGUUAUCUAUAGCUUGAUACUGAACUAGAAAAAUUAUUCUAUUAUAUGCAUUCUUAUCAUUUUACGUCUGGUUGGACUUGGAAUAUUAAGUCCUAAGCCCAUGAACUGAUACUACCACACUGUGGAGAGGUUAAAAGCCCUAUGAAGGGGUCCACAAGAGAUCUGUUUUAUUAUUUAAAGGCAGAACUUCUUAUUCUUCUGAAUUGUCUCAAUGUUCCAGUGGAGGUAAAUAUUCCUCACCAAUUUUGCUGGCUUAUUCAUUUAUCAGAAUCUACAAAUAAAACAAUUGAUAAAUUUUUACCAAUCCAGAAGUAAUUCAAUUAAAUUUUAAAAAGUGAUGAGUUAUCCCCCAUUUUCGACAUUCAAAAGUCCAAAUAAACAGAAAUCAGAUUGAUAUUGGCUUUUAUUGUUACAUAACAAAUAAUUUACAACUGUGAAAUUGAAUAGUUAGUGAAGUAGUGCAUUAUUUGCUCAAACCGUUCAAAUACAUAAUGAAAAUGUCAAGUAUACGUAUGAGUAUGCUACUUAUGUCUUAUGCUUUAUAUUUUGCACUUGAUACAAAAAGUAAAAAAAGAUUGAUUGUUAUAAUUCAAUAUUUUGUUAGAUGUAUACAGAGUUCUCAAAAGUGGUGGUUCGGAAGUUUUGACCACCAGAAUUUUGCAAAGGACCAACAAAAUUUUGAUAUUUUGCAAUCUUCAAGGACCACCAGGAAAAAAACAUUUCAAGAACUAUGUGUAUAAUGAGUGUUGUUUGCAUUGCUGUUUAAAAUGCCUCAUUUGCCAGAUUAUGGUAAAAUUUCAAUGCCUUGUUGUAAUGUCUGUGCAAAAUUUUAUAAUUAACUGUGCUGUACCCACUUUUUCUUUCAAAUUUAAAAUGUAGUUUAAAAUUUAGCUGCUGAAAUAUGGUAUGAAAAUUCAAAUACCAUGAAUUGGCAGUUUAAAUAACAAUUUUUCCUGAAUAAGAAUAGAACUUUGGUCCCCAAAAAAUGUAUGAUUAAAUUAAGAAUUAUUUCUUCAGGGUUACAUUUCUUUUUAAUCAAACAAUUUUACUGGUUAUGUGAGACCUUGUUUUUUUCUUUUGUUUAGUUUCUUUGAUCAGCACUGUUUAUUGUUACUUUAUGUUUAAACCUACUAUCAGUAGCCAUAAUUUUCCUUGAUAUUGUUCUCCAUACUAUAGUAAACUCAUAAUUUGGGUUGAUUCAAAGCACUUGGUUAUUUCAAGUUGAAUACCGUAAAAGUGUUAACACCAUGACAAUUAUAAACCUGUGAAAGUGCUGUGACGAGCAAAAACACACAAAUUCUUAUGUUUUAAAGUUUUCUGUUGUGAAUCUUGGCGGUAGUAUAUUGAGUAUGGGAUUUUAAAAAACCUUUAUGUCUGUUAAUUUAUAUGCAUUAUUCAUAUGUAUAGAUGAUUCAAAUUUGUAAAUGAAAUUAUUUAAUAUAUUUUGUAUUUAUGAUUUAUUAUUUUGUUAUUUAUAAUUAUAUUAUAUUAUUUUUGUAUGUACCGGUACACAAUAAUUUAUACAUCAUGCAGUGCUUUUGGAUGGUAUUAGCACAUUAAAGAAAGUCUGACAAAA